Messenger RNA from Sorex araneus (European shrew), 957 nucleotides. RefSeq names its product olfactory receptor 5L1-like. The record is from RefSeq and is a predicted model, not a curated record. Gene Ontology annotation, biological process: sensory perception of smell; G protein-coupled receptor signaling pathway. The transcript has a single exon. Bases 1 to 957 code for a protein of 318 amino acids. Gene Ontology annotation, molecular function: olfactory receptor activity; odorant binding; G protein-coupled receptor activity. Lineage: Eukaryota; Metazoa; Chordata; Mammalia; Eulipotyphla; Soricidae. Gene Ontology annotation, cellular component: membrane.
AUGGAAUCGGGGCAGGAGAAUUGCAGCGCUAUGGCAGAAUUCAUUCUCGUUGGGUUAACAGAUGCCCCCGAGCUGAGAGUGUUUCUCUCCUUCCUAUUCCUUCUCAUAUAUACAUGCUCCUUUUUUGGCAACCUGGGCCUGAUGGCGCUGAUACGAGUCAGCUCGCAGCUUCACACCCCCAUGUACUUUUUCCUCAGCCACUUGUCCUUUGUGGAUUUUUGCUACUCGACUGUCAUUGUGCCAAAGAUGCUGGCUAAUUUCUUAAACAAGGAGAAAGGCAUCACUUUCUUGGGCUGCAUGGUGCAAUUCUACUUGUUUUGCACACUAGUAAUCACCGAGGUCUUCCUGUUGGCUGUGAUGGCCUAUGACCGCUUCCUGGCCAUCUGUAGCCCACUGCUGUACACAGUCAACAUGUCAGAGACUCUCCAGAAGUUGCUGGCUUCUAGUUGUUACCUCUUUGGAACUGUGUGUUCUCUGAUCCACCUGUGUUUAGCCCUUAAAAUCCCAUCCUACAGAUCAAAUGUGAUUAACCACUUCUUCUGUGACUUACCCCCACUUCUUUCUCUUGCUUGUGCUGACACCAGUCUGAAUGAACUCGUGAUAUACAUUGUGGCCACAUUCAAUGAGAUUGUCACCAUCGCGAUCAUAUUCACCUCCUACCUGUUUAUCCUUGUCACCAUCCUGAGGAUGCGCUCUGCAGAGGGAAGACGCAAAGCCUUUUCCACCUGCGCCUCUCACCUCACAGCCAUCAUUGUGUUCCAGGGAACAAUCCUUUUCAUCUACUGCCGGCCCAGCACUGGCAACUCUGCAGAUACUGACAAAGUGGCCACGGUUUUCUACACGGUAGUGAUCCCCAUGUUGAACCCCUUCAUCUACAGUCUAAGGAACAAGGAUGUGAAAGCAGCUCUCAAGAAACUGUUGGAAUCUAAAUUAUUGAAACAUCACUUUCAAAGCUAG